Hippocampus comes (tiger tail seahorse) is the source of this 4289-nucleotide messenger RNA. It is a transcript of the gene ky, whose product is annotated as kyphoscoliosis peptidase. Lineage: Eukaryota; Metazoa; Chordata; Actinopteri; Syngnathiformes; Syngnathidae. The transcript has 8 exons. The record is from RefSeq and is a predicted model, not a curated record. Gene Ontology annotation, cellular component: cytoplasm. The coding region runs from base 746 to 3220 and encodes 824 amino acids.
UUUCUAAGUGGUGUAUUAAAAGAAAAAAAAAAAAAAAAAAACCACGACAACUGCACAGUGGGUAACUUGGUUCCCUUGGUGAAAAACAAGAGGGGUGCAAAUAACCUCCCCAAAGACAUGUGCUUUUUUCGGUGGCCACUUAGCCAACGGCGACUAAGCCCCGAGACACUUACCCGACUCGUCUGUUAGCAUUUUGACUGUCCGUCAAGAAUCGUUAAAGCUUCAAGUUUCUUUUUCGAGUCGUUGAUGUGUUUAGCACCGAUGGACACAUUAUCGGAUGCCAGGGGCUGUCGGUGAAAGCCAACAUACAUCCCCAGCGCGCACACACACAUACACACGCACACGCGCGAAUGUGUGCAUGGUGGGGUCUCAACCCCUAUUGGCUGCUCUUUGUUGUAUUUUUAGGCCCGUUAUUCUGGGGCCUGGUCCUGGCAGGCUAUAUAAGCUGUGCCCACCGCCGGCCAGCGACAACACUUGGAAACAACUCCAUGCCGCACUCUCGGGCAAACUCGCAGCAGGCAUUUCGAUUCGGCUCGGGCACGACAAGUCCAGCAGGAAGAAGUUGUAACGUGGAAAUAAUCUGCUGUAAGAUUGGACAAAGACUAAUGACUCCAACCUUUGCCGUCAUUAACGGUCAGGAAUAGAAACGAUUGAAUCGGCAAUUCAUCACUGCCGUCCAGAGAUAGCGUCGUACGGGAUUCACCGAGACACGGGCCAGCCUGAGUGCCGUUAUGAUUUCCGCAUAAUGUCGGCAGAGGUCGGAAUCCAGAAGUUCUCCUUCCCCUUCUCCUGCUCCGCCCGACAGGAUGAGGCCAGCCAGCCGGGACGCAUCCGGGUGAAGGCCCCGGAGCGCCGCGGGCUGCCGGAAAAUCCCGUAGUGAGGCCGCCAAGCGCCGUCGCCCUUGUGGGGAUUUUGGCGGGCGGCGCCGACCCGGCGGUAGACGCUCCCGACGCCCCCGAUGCGGACGAAAGCCGAGCCCCGCGGAGCGCCGUGCUUUCCCGCCGCAGCGUCUUUGAGAAGCUGGCGGCCGAGGCCGAGGACCAGCGGCCGACGGCCAAGAGGCAGCUGUCGACCGAGAGCGCCUCCAGGAGCAUCGCCGUUGUGAAGAAGAGCGCCGUGAGGGCGGAGGAGCCGCAGAGGAACCUCAAAGCCAAGGCGGAGGGGGCGCCGAGGGGGGCGGCGGCGACGACGGCGGGAAGGCAGAGGAGGAGGAAAGAUCUCUUUGCCAAUUCCGACAUCUUCCACCGGCUGGAUUCGCACGUCAUCAGGGCCGGGGCCGAGCUUAGGGAAAAGCGCGUUCAUGACGUGGCGGCCAUCGUCCAGAACAUCGCCAGUGUUGCCAAGAGCGAGCUGGAGAAAAUCCGCGCCAUCUGGGUUUGGCUCUGUCACAACAUCGAGUACGACAUCGGCGGCUACCUGGGACAAUCGGAGAAGCUGUGCUCGCCGGAGGAAGUCAUCGCGACCGGUCGCGGAGUUUGCUGCGGCUACUCGGGUCUCUGUAUGCAAAUGUGCAGGCUGGUGGGCGUCGAGUGCCAAGAGGUGGCGGGCCACAGUAAGGGCAUCGGCUACCGCCAGGGCCAGAGCCUUAGGAACGUGAAAUCGGAUCACCUGUGGAACGCCGUGCUCUUGGGGGGACAGUGGUUCCUAAUGGACGCCUGCUGGGGAGCCGGACGAGUGGACAUGGAACACCAGAGCUUCGUCAAAAGGUUCGAUGACUUCUAUUUCCUGACGGACCCGGAGGAGUUUAUCGAUUCGCACUUCCCCGACGAGGAGCGAUGGCAGCUUUUGGAGGCACCCGUCACCCUGGAGGAGUUUGAGCGGCGAGUCUUCAAGACCUCGGCCUUCUUCGGCAUGGGUCUCAGGCUCAUCCAGCCUCAUCACUGCCACCUCGUCACUGAUGAAGGCGAGGCCAACAUUUCCGUGGGCUUCUCGCGGCCCGUAACCUUCACCUACGAGAUCACGCCGCACCAGGACUUCCUCCACUGCGGCACUCCGGAACACAAGGAGGGCAGCCACUCCUCCUUCGGCCUCCUGACGGUGUCCCAGCACAGCAUGAACCUGCAGCUGCUGCCGCCCGCCAGCGGCGCCUACAACCUGAGGCUGUACGCCAGGCCCGAGAAGGCGACCACUCCGCUGAGUUGGGUGUGCUCCUUCACGGUGGAGUGCCUGGAACCGAGGGCCACCGAGGAGAUCCCCGAGAACCCCUAUCUGUCGUGGGGGCUGCAGCCGGCGGCGGCUUCCCUGGGAGUGGCGGGGAGCGAUCAGGGUAGCGAGAUGGCGGAGGUGGAAGGAGGCAGCUUCAAACUGGCGCUGAGGACGUCGCGCUCGCUGAUGAUGCUCUGCGAGCUGGUCCAUCCGGGCCUGGAGGCCUCCGUCGCCAAGCGUUGCUUAGCCUCCCAGAUCCAACCGGAGCUUCUGACUUGCCACGUCGUCUGCCCGUCACGCGGCUUCUACCGCCUCUCCGUCUUUGUGCGGGACUAUGCGAAAACGGAGGCCAAGUUCCAGAACGCCGCCAACUUCCUGCUGCAUUGCAAGGGCAAGGUGGCCGGCCGGGACGAGCUGUUCCCGCCCGAUCUGAGCUCGGCGUGCGGGCCGGGCACCCGCACCGCGCAGGCGGGGCUGUCCAAAUUCAGCCACACGGCGGCGCUGGUGAGCACGCCUCACGGCAAAUGCAACAUCACCUUCCACAACCGGCGGGACCUGGAGCUGUACACCACGCUGAGCCGGGCAGACGAGACCGACGCUUCCGCCUUCCCGCUGGCGCGACACCUUUUCUGCACGCACACCGACAGCAAGGUGACGGUGAGCGUCGGCCUGCCGGACGCCGGCACGUACCGGCUGGGCGUGUACGCCAGGAACGGCCCCGGCGGAGAGUUCCACCCCACGUGCGACUUUGUGCUGAGGAACGGCUGCCGGCAAGCGGGCCUUCCUUUCCCUUGCGUCUACGCCGCCUGGAGGAAAGGCUGCGUGCUCUUUGAGCCCCGCGCGGGCCUGCUGGACGCGGCCUCCUGGGUCCGCUUCCGGGUCAGGAUCCCGGGGGCUCAGCGAGUGUGCGUGGUGGCUCACGGGCGGACCGACCUGAAACUGAACAAGAGCCGGGUCUGGGAAGGCGAGGUGUUCAGCGGGGAGGGGGUGGCGGUCCUCAAACUGGCCGCCAACUCCGCAGAGUCUGCAGACAUGGCCGUCAUGAUGACCUUCGACGUCAAAAAGCCGUCGUAAAGACGUUUGGAGUGUUUACUCGCUGUCCUCGAGAUCCGGCUUAAGGUCCAUGUAUUAGUACGCUCGUUGUCCUCAGACCGACGUCGACAUAUCGCUUCGUUCCGAACUACAGGAAGGAGGGGCUCCUUCUUCUCUGGCCAAAAAGAAAUAAUUCGAGUCAAACAACUCUGGUCCGUCGGGUGCCUGGCGGUUGUGCAGAAACUGAUGCUAAAUACGAGCUGGUUCAACAGCUGUGUACAAGUCAAUACUUGGUCGCCCCCCCCCCCCCAAUUCUCCAUGCCUGCUCCAUUUCGGCUUGGCGUCAGCCGCUAUUGGAAGCUGGCCGCGCUGUGCGGCUCACGGACCGCAAUGAUAUUGUCCCACGUUUUCAUUUCAGCUUGCCGCGCGUGUGCGCUCUGUGCGCGUGAUGUCGAAAGCGCAUUCUCGAUGCCAAUUGGCUGCGGUGACGCAUCGCGGCGCAAAGUGCACCUUCUCAAAUGUUGGUGAACGGGCGAAUGCGGGCGCUCGCCUUCCCCUCACGCCUCGUCAAAGUGCAGCGCUGUCCGACUUGAAUGCCCAAAGCUUCACGGCCUUUGAGCAUUUGUCCGACCGAGUCGGUUCUUGAAAAAUCCUCAAUCACAGUCCAGCUCGCGAGCGAUGUGUCAUUUCAUGACCUGAUCUAGAACAUGGACCUCAGGACGGAUGACGAGACUCCGGAAUAAAUCCUCAAAUGGCGUUUUGUACCGAGGUCUUAAAAUCGCGAGGCAGUGUCAUGACACUGCCCAGUUUUGCGCAGGUUCAAAUUCGGCGGGUCGGUUGCUCAAAAAUGUUUGAGGCGGGUUUUUUUUGGCAGAUUUCAGAACGAUAGUUUGAAAAUUUUUACUGGUGCUCAGCUGUCAUGACUGCAUUUGUAUGUAUUUGUAUCGUGUAUCGGCAAGAAAAUGGUGCUUUAAUGUCAUAAAAAACUUCAACAUAGAGUAGACAUGUUUUUGCUAAUUUUCAAUAAAUAUUGAAGGAAACUCGAUUGUGUUUGUGCUGUCAUGUCCACGUCUAUCCACUUCAACUCAGAGCUAAAGUAUGUCCUCAUGAG